GUUCUUUGUGGAGUGCUUUCAAAGAGAACAGAUUUUGUUUCGAAGAAACAUAUUUAAUAACCGUAGAAUUAUUAUAGCGCCACAAGAAAUUAGAAAUAUUGAUAUACGUUUGCAGAGCUCCAUUACCUUAGAUGAUAGCUAUGUUAAAAAGUUCAUGAAUGCUGUUGGUUGGAUGGAUCAGUCACGUACAAAAUUAAAGUUGACAGGAUAUUUCCUCUAUGAAUCAGUACCAGACAAAGUAGCUUACAAGGAUUGGUUUGAGAAAUUGGAGCUGCCUGAUACGUUUGUAUCAUGGUUCACAGUCACAGAGUUGCAUGUAUGGAUGCUUAUGGUUCGUUAUAUGGCUGAAGAUAUUGCCACAGCAAUAACAGACAAAAACAAAUACAUUAAAGCAGAUGGUCAUUUUGUCAGGAAUUGUAUUAUAGAAGCACUAUGGGCGGAUGUCGCAAAUAAAAUAAAACUACUAGAGGGUGCAAAUCCAGUAAUAGCUAGAAAACAAGUAUCAGAACUAUCAGAACAAUUCCAAGCUGCUCUUAUAGCUUAUGAUGAAGGACUAAGUGAUGAUAAAAUACUGGCUGCAGCAAUAUGGAGGCGAUUUUACUCAUUAUCUGAAGAUGUUAAUGCUGAAAAUAUUGAAAGGAUAGUUCAUUACGUAAGACAUCAACUGUCACUCUUGGAUAAAGUACCUAGUGAAGAUUUAAAAUUUAAACCAAAUAUUGUUUGGUUAAGCAUACUCGAUCACUAGUUGUAAGUUCCCAGAUUUUAUUAAAUGAUUGUUAUUUAUUAAUGCAGAAAUAAAUCGUCAUUUGUUAGUAUACAUAAAAGUUUCAGUGACUUAUCUUGAAAAAAAUUGAUUUCUUAGUUCUUCACAUCUUUGUCUUUCCCAUAGAACUGUAACUACUGUUUUACAUAAAUUGUUAAUUUUACAAUCAUCAUUGCACCAAGAGCGACGGUAAUCGCUUAUUUUAGAGUAAAAUGCUGAAUAUAAUUCAAGUAAUCUAGGCUGGUCGGUCACCAUGGAGUGCACUAAACCGUCCAUUGAUGUAGCAGAUAGAUCACUUAACUCAAAAGUGUUCUUCAUAUCAUAGAGAAGGAACCAUUGGGGUCUUCUAUUUGGUGUCAGAUUGGCUUCAGUAAGAUUAUAUACGUAAUUCAUAAUGUUGUUGGGUGCCUGUAAAUAGAGAUAUAUAUAAUUUAGAAUUAAAUUCAGAAUAUUUUAUCAAAUCACUGUAUUCCUUUCAAAUGAGGGCACUUGUCCCUGGCGUCAGUGUUAGGGGGCGCAUAAAUCAACUUUGUAUAAUACCUUCUUACAGUUAAAAAAAGAAUGAGCUUCAGAGCUAAAUAAGGGCAACAUACGAAGCUUCUGCCCUGGUUAAAAAAAUGUACAUCUUAAUUGAAUAAAGUAUUUUUCAUUUUC
Molecule: messenger RNA, 1417 nt
Organism: Diatraea saccharalis (sugarcane borer)
Lineage: Eukaryota; Metazoa; Arthropoda; Insecta; Lepidoptera; Crambidae
Source: the annotation of a GenBank genome assembly